AUGCACCUUUUGCGGCAUACAAAUCACAUACUGUAUCACAGAGCACAUCAUAGCUCCCUAUACUCCGUGCACUCCAUAGCAGACCAUUCAGUGGUAAGUGCCGCGUCUCACGGCCUUACAAACUCGCAAAGUCUAUUCCACGAACCUGACAGUCGGAGACGCACGGCGUACCUGACAGCUGGAGGAAUGAAUGAGGAAGGGCAGCUAUCCCAUGGUUCAUCACCACCAUUCCAUAAGCUCGCCCCUUUCUUGGGCAUCAUUUGUGGAUUCCGACGGUGGUUGAGCGGACCGACUUCCCUCGGAAUGGCUCUUCGUUGGCCGCCUGUCACCCUGUCUGAAGCUGUGGCGCCUGUCCCGCAGGCUUGUUGA
Messenger RNA from Pochonia chlamydosporia 170, 369 nucleotides. RefSeq lists its product as hypothetical. The transcript has 2 exons. Lineage: Eukaryota; Fungi; Ascomycota; Sordariomycetes; Hypocreales; Clavicipitaceae. The record is from RefSeq and is a predicted model, not a curated record. The coding region runs from base 1 to 369 and encodes 122 amino acids.